Molecule: messenger RNA, 431 nt
Organism: Callithrix jacchus (white-tufted-ear marmoset)
Lineage: Eukaryota; Metazoa; Chordata; Mammalia; Primates; Cebidae
Source: RefSeq, a predicted model, not a curated record
AUGGGGCUUCUUAAAGUUGUUAAGAAUAAGGCCUACUUUAAGGGAUACCAAGUGAAAUUUAUAAGACGACGAGAGGGUAAAACUGAUUACUAUGCUCGGAAACGCUUGGUGACACAGGAUAAAAAUAAAUACAACACACCCAAAUACAGGAUGAUAGUUCAUGUAACAAACAGAGACAUAAUUUGUCAGAUUGCUUAUGCCCAUAUAGAGGGGGAUAUGAUAGUCUGCACAGCAUAUGCACACGAACUGCCAAAAUACGGUGUGAAGGUUGGCCUGACAAAUUACGCUGCAGCGUAUUGUACUGCCUGCUGCUGGCCACAGGCUUCUCAACAGGUUUGGCAUGGACAAGAUCUAUGAAGGCCAGGUCGAGGUGACUGGUGAUGAAUACAAUGUGGAAAGCAUUGAUGAUCAGCCAGGUGCCUUUACCUGCU